This is a messenger RNA of Hydractinia symbiolongicarpus, 3981 nucleotides long. RefSeq names its product patched domain-containing protein 3-like. The transcript has 7 exons. Bases 506 to 3271 code for a protein of 921 amino acids. The record is from RefSeq and is a predicted model, not a curated record. Lineage: Eukaryota; Metazoa; Cnidaria; Hydrozoa; Anthoathecata; Hydractiniidae. Gene Ontology annotation, cellular component: membrane.
UCAACAAAUGUGUCUCCACUGUUACUAGAAAAAGGGUUAGGUUUUCUCUUUUAAGCUUCUGAAAUAUUUGCUUUUUAGUCACAAAAACUUUGAUAAAGUCUUGUAUUUUUUUUUACAUAGUUUGCUAAAUUUUAUUUUAUGGGACCCAUGCGCACGCCAGGUUUUUUCUGUUUUUUAGGGCAUCCCUCGUUCUGUACCCAGACCCAGACCUGCAAUUUUUUAGUAUGCGAAAAGGUCUGCGCACAUGGUCACAUGGAUACAAAACAGAAAAAGAAUAUGUUGCUUGCGCCUGUGUUUGCGCCACUCAAGAUAAAUUCUGGUACUAAUUAAGUUAAUUGGUUAACUCUGGAAAAGAUACUUUCGAUUUUCAAUGUUAACGCUCGUCUUUAGACAAACAGCAAGCAUUUAAAAACAAAACAUCAGACGUCCAUGACAAGUGUACACAAAAAGUCAAAACAUGAUGCUUCGCUAAGUGUAAUAUCAUUAUUGACGUAGAGAGAAAAACAUGAGAGGCGACAAGAAAAGUUGUACUCCAUGGAUCAUAUGGCUUCGUAUCUGCAAAGCGAUAAACAACUUUAUAGAACGCUUAUUCGAAUCCCACGCACGAUUUGUAACCAAACACUUCCGUUUAGUAAUCGCAGUGAGUUUGUUGCUGGUGAUUCUGUUAGCGCUUGGAGCAAUCCGAAUCAAUCCGAUAUCAAGAAAUGAGGAGUUAUUUAUUCCGCAGGGUAGUCAUGCGUUCAAAGAUUUAGAUAAAGGCGAAGAAUUUUUCCAACUCAAAUUUCGAACUGAAGAAUUUAUUGUGAUGCCUGAUCGAAGUGAAACGAAUAUUUUGAACAGCAAUGUGAUUUUUUCGAAAGCUUUAGAACUUCACGAGAAGAUCAUAGCAACACGUGAUUUUCAAGAUAUAUGUGUUAAUGUAGACAAUUCUAGCGGUGGGUGUCUUUUUUUAAGCCCACUGGAAGUGUUCGGUUAUAAUACGUCAUUGAUUCAAGCUGCUAAUUCUACCGUAAUUAAAGCCACUAUGAAUAAAUGGUUACACAAGCCGCAAUGGCUGUUCCGCAACGGUCGCCCCGCGGCUUUAAAUUUCGAAAACUUAUUGGGCAACUACAACGGCACUGGUUUGUCUGUUAAUUCUGCGAACGCGGUUAGGAUGGUGUACUAUGUUAAAUAUGUGAAUACGGACGACGCUGACUACGAUAACGUGCUGGCGUGGGAGAAAACCUUUUUAGAUGUGUGCGAAAAAUACACAGAUAACUUUUCUAAGGAUGGUAUUAAUUUGUUUUACUUUUCCGCCAGGACGCGCGAUGAUGCGAUACUAGAGAGCACACUUGGUGAUCUGCCAUUGUUUAGUGUUGCGUUCAUACUAAUGAUUGGCUUCUGCUUGUCUGUAUUUUUACGAAUUAAAAACCCAGUCACUGGCCACUUGUUGAUCGGGAUUGCUGGCAUCUUUGUUAUUGUUCUUGGUGUAGGCUGUGGAUUCGGCUUAGCUAUGUGGGUGGGUACGAAUUUUGUUGCGAUAACAGGAAUUCUGAUGUUUCUUGUGUUGGGUAUAGGUAUGGAUAAUUUGUUUAUCAUCGUUGAUGCGAUGGACAAUACCGACCCUAAUAUAAGAGGACCAGAGCGAUUGGUGGUUGCCAUGAAACACGUGGGCGGUUCUAUCACUAUGACAACAACGACAGACUUAGUGGCUUUCGCCGUUUCCACCGUCAGUGCUUUUCCAGCUAUUCACUACUUUUGUGUUUACGCCGCCCUGUCUAUCUUUUUCGCAUACGCUGCUGUUAUCACUUUAUUUCUGGCCUUGCUGACGGCCGACAUACUGAGAGUCGAAAAUGGGAGAAAAGAUAUUUGUCCGUGUUACGAAGUGAAGGAUCACGACAAGACUAAUCCGUGGUUAAACCAGACAGAAAAGCUUUCUCGGAAGUACCUUAUCAAAUGGGCACGGUUGAUCAUGAAAACUCCGGUGAAAGUAAUCGUCUUCGUAUGCGCAUGCGCGUUUUUAGCUGCUGGUAUUUACGGCACCACACAAAUUUCGCAAAAGUUUCAUUGGAAGAAGAUAGCUACGGACGGCUCGUACUUUAGAAAGUUUGCCGAUACGCGAGAUCUGAUCUUUCCGUCCGGUUACGACGUUUCCGUUAUUGUUCCGCCGAAAACUAAUUAUUCGUCACCAAUUGUUAGAGCCGAGAUGCGGAAAUUGGACCGAAUUGCUUGCGAGAAUUCUCGCUACUUAAACAAAACUAUGAAUUGGUUGACAGCAUACGAGGAAUGGCUUCGACUUGUUCCGAACACGACGUUUGAUCAAAAUAUAACAGGUUUUUUAAGCAGUGCGCCCAUGUAUAAAGCGGAUGUCACGUUCGAACAUGGUCAAAUUCACGCUACACGUGUUAUUUUCUUCUACGAGAACGACAAUGACGCUAUAAAUCAAGCUGAAGCCAUGAAAACCAUUCGAACUGACUUAGAAGAGAAAUCAAAAUUGAACAGCGUCUUCCCAAUAUCCAUCAUGUUUAUCUACGCCGAACAAUUCGCUGCCAUUCUUAACGAUACCAUCCGAAAUUUAGCUAUUUGCGCCGGUACGAUUUUACUGAUCACGUUACCGUAUCUAACACAUCCAGGCAUCACUGUUAUGGUUUGUUUGAGUUUUGUUAGCUUGUUAUUUGAGUUACUCGGUUUGAUGUCUGCGUGGAACGUCUCAUUGGACGCAAUUGCUAUGAUGGUUAUAAUCACUGCUAUUGGCUUCUCCGUUGAUUACACUUGUCAUAUCGCUCACGCAUACACUAUAUCACAAAAAGACACACCGGAGGAGAGAGUGGUGGAAGCGUUAGGAACGAUGGGAAAUAGUGUUCUCAACGGAGGAGUUAGCACAUUUCUUGGUAUGCUAGUAACUGCGUUUUCUGCUGCCGAGGGGUUCCGUAUUUUCUUCAAAAUGGUGUUUGGUAUUGUACUGCUCGGCUUGAUACAUGGUCUCAUAUUUCUACCAGUGCUACUGUCAAUAUUCGUGAGGCAUGAUUUAAGAGAAGAUAUGAAAAUAUUGAUUGACCAAGCUGGCUCAUCACACCACACAAGACCAAGUGUUGUUUCACCCUCCCAAUCUUCUGAUCCGAACCCUGCUGAAAACACAAAAGAUGAAGUAGAGAUGAAACAGAUAAAACGAGAAGGAGAGCAUAAUGAGAAGGCUGGAUCUACUGAAGUACUGCCAACAACGUCACAAUCUCCAUUUCUUGGCUCGCCUAAUUCUGCAUAUGAAAUUGAGUAUGUUGUAAAAGAAAAAUAAAUAAAUUAAAAUGGUUUUUAUUUGUAUUUAGUAUUUAGAGUUUUUAAUUUAUCUAGAGUUUUAGACUGUGUUUACUGUCCCUAGGAUGGAUUUCCACGAAGAGAAUUGGACAGCGAAAUGUAUCUGAGGUUUUGUUUGUUUUGAUUUCCCUUUGAAACAUUUUUUACUUUUUAGCGGUGAAUUAUUUUGCUGUGAACUGAGUGUUCCCAUUUAACCUUUUUUCAUUUUCUCUACGUGUUUUUGUAUUCCGUGAAAAUCAAGAAGGUAAUUGCGCAGUGAAUUCGCCAUUCAUAAUUCGUCAGUCACAAUUCGCCAUUCACAGUUCGCCAGUCACAAUUCGCCAGUCACAAUUCGCCAUUCACAAUUCACCAUUCACAAUUCGCCAGUCGCAAUUCGCCAGUCACAAUUCGCCAUUCACAAUUCGCCAUUCACAAUUCACCAUUCACAAUUCGUCAUUUAAAUUUCGGCUCGUAAAAAUAAAUUCACCGUAAUAACUGGGAAUUAGAAAAACAUUCUGCAUUUGUUCAGAUUUUCUUCAUUUCAUAGGUCAUGUUUUCGGACAGUAAAAGUAUUAGAGAUAGCUGAAAUCUGCGUAGCGGUCAUUAGAUUUUUAUGUAUAUAUAGAUAUGAAUGUUGUUGUUUUUAUCGAUGAAGAUUAAGCCUACUCAAAAUAUAAUGUCUGGUGUUUUAUCGAGAAACGCCAUCUAAGA